UCAACUGAGCUCCUUCAGCAACCAAGAGUGGGCAAACCGAGAAGCAAGAGGAGGGUGGGGGGCUGAGGGACGUCUACGAAUAACACCCGCUAGAGAUUUUGACAGGUCCUGUGAAAAGAUGAAUGUCGUCAAAGAAAACAAAGACCUGGCCUGUUUCUACACCACCAAACACUCCUGGAGGGGAAAGUGUGGAGCGUGGCACAAGACACAAGAACAUCUGUUCGCCUCAGAGAACCGCGAUGACAUCAUCCGCUGCGCCAUCGAACACGCUGGGAACUUCAUCGGCAUCAUGCUGCGGCUGAGGAAGGAGGCGCUGACCUUCGAGGACUUUUUGACAGAUCGGUUGGGGAAGUACAGCUCGGACGAGAGCAUCACUUCGCUGGCUGAGUUCGUGGUGCAGAAGAUCACGCCUCGUCACCCGGAGCCUGUGAAGCGUAUCCUAGCCCUGACGGAGACAUGUCUAGUGGAAAGAGACCCGGCUUCAUACAACAUAGUCACCAUCAAACCCUUCGGAGAGGUAUUUGCUCUCAUCUGUGACGCAGACAACCCUCAGGUGUUUACAGUUGAAUUCAUCAAAGGCCAGAUCAGGAAGUUCUCGUCCACAGAAAGGGACUCUCUGUUAGCCAGCUUACUCGAUGGAGUCCGUGCGUCGGGUAACAGGGACGUUUGUGUCAAGAUGGCCCCCACGCAGAGAGGGCAGAGAUGGGGCCUGCUGAGCAUGCCUGUGGACGAGGAGGUGGAGAGUCUGCAUCUCAAAUUCCUCGCAGCACCUCCGAAUGGAAACUUUGCAGAUGCUGUAUUUAGAUUCAACGCCAACAUAUCCUACAGCGGAGUGCUGCAUGCUGUAACCCAAGACGGUCUUUUCUCCGAGAACAAAGAGAAGCUCAUCAACAACGCGAUCCUGGCUCUUCUAUCUCAGGAGGCCGAGCUGCCGGCCCUCAACGCCGAGCUAGAGAGUCACUUCCAGGCCAUCCGACGCUUGGUGGCCUCCAAAGCCGGCUUCCAGGCUUUCACCCAACUGCCUAAGUUUCGGGAAAAGUUGGGAGUCAAGACGGUAAAAGCUUUAAAAAGGAACAACAACGGUGUGACACACGCUGCUAUAGACAUGCUCUGUGCCCUCAUGUGUCCGAUGCACGACGACUACGACCUGAGGCAGGAGCAGCUGAACAAGGCCUCUCUGUUGUCCUCUAAGAAGUUCCUGGAAAACCUCCUUGAAAAAUUCAUCACUAAUGUGGACCAUGGGACAGGAGCUUUGGUUAUCAGCUCCUUGCUGGACUUCUUAACGUUUGCCCUCUGCGCCCCCUACAGUGAAACCACUGAGGGUCAGCAGUUUGACAUGCUGCUGGAGAUGGUGGCCUCCAAUGGACGCACGCUGUUCAAACUCUUCCAGCAUCCCUCCAUGGCCAUCGUUAAGGGAGCUGGUCUGGUGAUGAAAGCCAUCAUAGAGGAGGGAGACAAGGAAAUAGCCACUAAGAUGCAAGAGCUGGCGUUGAGUGAAGGAGCUCUACCGAGGCAUCUGCACACGUCUUUGUUCACCAUCAGCGCCGAUCAGAGGAUGCUGACCAACAGACAGCUGAGUCGCCAUCUGGUGGGACUGUGGACGGCAGAGAACCCCGUUGCCAUGAACCUCCUGAAGAGGAUACUGCCAACAGGCCUGCUGGCUUACCUGGACAGUCCUGAUGCAGUCCCGGAGAAAGACAUAGACAGGAUGCACGUCCGGGACAACUUGAAAAUCGCAACGGAUCAGCUCAACCGGAACAAGGUGCCCGAGUGGCAGCGGGUGGCGGGCAAAGCAGCCAAAGAGGUGGAGAAGUUCGCCAAGGAGAAGGCCGACGUAGUCCUGAUGCACUGGAGAGAUAAGAUGGGCAUCGCUCAGAAGGAGCAGGACAGAAAUAACCUGAACCCAAAUCAAAAGCCCGUCAUCCUGAGGAAGAGACGGCAGAGGAUAAAGAUCGAAUCCAACUGGGAGCUUUUCUACUACAGGUUCCAGCUCGACCACGCACGGUCCAACCUCAUCUGGAACCUGAAGACGAGGGAGGAGCUGCGGGACGCGCUGGAGGGGGAGAUGCGUGCCUUCGGCGUAGACCGUGAGCUCGGCAGUGCCACCGUCAUCUCCUGGAACCACCACGAGUUUGAGGUGAAAUAUGAGUGCCUUUCAGAUGAGAUAAAGAUAGGGGAUUAUUACCUGCGUCUGCUGCUGGAGGAGGAUGAAAACGAGGAGACGAGUAUCAUCAAGAGAUCAUAUGAGUUCUUCAAUGAGCUCUACCAUCGCUUUCUGCUUACACCCAAAGUCACAAUGAAGUGCCUGUGCCUACAGGCGCUAACAAUAGUCUACGGGAAAUGUUUCGAGGAGAUCGGCACCUUCACAGACACGAAAUACAUCGUGGGCAUGCUGGACAGAUGUACAGACAAACUGGAAAGAGACAGACUCAUCCUCUUCCUUAACAAACUGAUUCUCAACAGGAAAAAUGUGAAGGAGGUGAUGGACUCGAAUGGAGUGCGUAUCCUGGUGGACCUGCUCACUUUGGCCCACCUGCACACCAGCAGAGCCACUGUGCCGCUGCAGAGCAAUGUUUUGGAAGCAUCACCUGACAUGAAGAGGGAGAGUGAGAAGGAGUGGUACUUCGGUAACGCGGACAAGGAAAGAAGAGGACCUUUCAGUUUUGAGGAGAUGCAGGAGUUUUGGAACACAGGUGUGCUGACAGCAAAGACGCGCUGCUGGGCUCAGGGGAUGGACGGCUGGCGCCCCCUGCAGGCCAUCCCCCAGCUGAAAUGGUGCCUCCUGGCCACAGGACAGGCAGUGAUGAACGAGUCUGACCUGGCUACACUAAUCCUUAACAUGCUCAUCACCAUGUGCUCGUACUACCCAAGCAGGGAUCAAGAUAAUUCCAUUAUCCGUCCUUUGCCUAAGAUAAAGAGGAUGAUCAGUGACAAUGCUUGCCUCCCUCACAUUGUCCAGCUGCUGUUGACCUUUGACCCCAUCCUGGUGGAAAAAGUCGCCAACGUCUUGUACCUGGUGAUGCAGGAUAACCCUAAUCUGCAGCGCCUCUACUUAACGGGAAUCUUCUUCUUCAUCAUGAUGUACACGGGCUCCAAUGUGCUUCCUGUAGCAAGGUUCCUGAAGUACACACACCUGAAGCAAGCCUUCAAAUCAGAGGAGGGUCAGGACAUAGUGCAGCGUAGUGUUCUGGGACCAGUGCUGCCUGAAGCCAUGGUGUGUUAUCUGGAGAACUACGAGGCCGAGCGCUUCUCUGAAAUCUUCCUCGGAGAAUUCGACACACCUGAGGCCAUCUGGAGCAGCGAGAUGAGGCGAUUGAUGAUUGAGAAGAUAGCUGCCCACAUCGCUGACUUUAGCCCCAGGCUGCAGAGCAACACUCGGGCGCUCUAUCAAUACUGCCCCAUCCCCGUCAUCAGCUUCCCUCAGCUGGACAACGAGCUCUUCUGCAACAUCUACUACCUCAGACAUCUGUGUGACACCACCCGCUUCCCCAACUGGCCGAUUCGAGAUGCUGUGAAGCUGCUAAAAGACACUCUUGAAGCCUGGAAGAGGGAGGUGGAGAAGAAGCCUCCCUCUAUGUCUGUAGAUGAUGCCUAUGAAGUCCUCAACCUCCCCAAAGGACAGGGGCAGCACGAGGAGAGCAAAAUCAGGAAAGCUUACUUCAGACUGGCGCAGAAGUACCAUCCUGACAAGAACCCAGAGGGCAGGGACAUGUUUGAGAAAGUGAACAAAGCCUACGAGUUCCUCUGUACAAAGUCUGCACGUAUCAUUGACGGGCCCGACCCAGAAAACAUCAUCCUCAUCCUCAAAACUCAGAGCAUCCUCUUUAAUCGACACAAAGAAGAACUGGAGCCCUAUAAAUACGCCGGUUACCCCAUGCUCAUCAAAACCAUCACCAUGGAGACGGAGGACGAUCAGCUGUUCUCCAAAACCUCCCCUCUGCUCCCGGCGGCCGCUGAACUGGCCUUCCACACAGUCAACUGCUCGGCUCUGAACGCGGAGGAGCUGCGUCGUGAGAGCGGCAUUGAGGUGUUGUUGGACGCCCUUUCUCGGUGUGUCGCUGUGUUGACGGCGUCCAGCAAGGCAGACGAUAUGGCUGUUCAGGUGUGCGGGCACAUCUGUAAGUGCUACAGCGUUGCGGCUCAGUUUGAAGAAUGCAGGGAAAAGAUCAUCGAGCUGCCGAGCAUCAUCAGGGACAUCUGUCACAUCUUGUACUACGGAAAGGGUCUCCCAAAAACUGCAGCCCUGGCGGUGCAGUGCAUCAGCUCCUUCGCCGUGGACUUCUUCCUUCAGACCCAUCUGUACCACGCUGGUGUCCUCUGGCACCUGCUGGUCCACCUCUUCAACUACGACUACACACUGGAGGAGAGCGGCGUUCAGACCAGCCAGGACACAAACCAGCAGGAGGUCGCCAACAGCCUGGCCAAGCUCAGCCUGGUAGCUCUCAGCCGCCUGGGAGGCUACGUCCAGACACCGCACGCCCCCGACGGUAACAAUCCUGUUUCGGAGACCAACGGCGUGGAGGCAACACCGCCGGAGAACCCCACCAUCCGCAAGAGCCUCGCUGCCAUGUUGACUCCGUACAUCUCAAGGAAGCUGGGCACAGGAGCUCCGGCUGAGGUCCUGAAACUGCUGAACAGUAACUCAGAGAACCCGUACCUGAUCUGGAAUAAUGGGACGAGAGCCGAGCUGCUGGAGUUCCUGGAGGGUCAACAGGAGGGCAACAUCAAGAGGGGAGAAAACGAUAGAAGUUUUGGAGCUGAGUUUAUAUUCGAUGAUCAUAGCAAAGAGCUGAUAGUCGGAGAGAUCUUUGUCCGGGUUUACAAUGAGCAACCAUCUUUCCCACUUGAGUAUCCCAAAGCCUUUGCAGCCAGUCUCCUUGACUACGUCGGCUCCCAGGCUCAGUACCUCCACACUCUGCUGGCUAUGAGUCAGAGCAACAAGGUCGAGUCCCAGCAGCACGCUGAGAGGCUCCGAUUCGCUGAGAUGGCUCUCGAGGCUCUUCGUAAUGUCAUCAAGAACAAUCCUGGUUCGGAGUCGGAGUGCAUCGGUCAUUUCAAGCUGCUCUUCUCUUUAUUGCGGGUUCACGGAGCCGGUAGAGUGCAGCAGCUGGUUUUGGAGGUUGUGAACACAGUCACAUCAAACCAAGAGUGUGUGAGCAACAUUGCCGAGUCCCUGGUAUUGUCGAACCUUUUGUUGCUGCUGCAUUCACUGCCCUCCAGCAGGCAAAUGGUGCUGGAAACCCUGUAUGCACUGACCUCCAAUACUAAGAUAGUAAAAGAGGCUAUGGCCAAAGGUGCUCUGAUCUACUUGUUGGACCUCUUCUGUAACUGCACACACCCCCAGGUCCGCACACAGACCGCAGAGCUCUUCUCCAAGAUGACCUCGGACAAGCUGGUCGGGCCAAAGGUGCGACUGACACUGAUGCGUUUCCUCCCGGGCGUGUUCAUGGACGCCAUGCGAGACAACGCGGAGGCGGCUGUGCACAUUUUCGAGGGAACGCACGAGAAUCCUGAACUCAUCUGGAACGACAACUCCAGGGAGAAAGUGUCCACAACUGUCAGGGAGAUGAUGCUCGAGCACUUUAAACAGCAGAAGGAUAAUCCUGAUGUAAACUGGAGAUUGCCAGAGGACUUCACAGUGGCGUACGGAGCAGGACAGGGUGAGAUAGAAGUCGGCGGAGUCUUCUUGCGCAUCUUUAUCGCUCAGCCAGGCUGGGUGCUACGCAAGCCUCGAGAGUUCCUGGUGUCCCUCCUGGAGACCCUGACCGAACUGAUGGAGAAGAACAAUCCUAAUGGUGAGGCUCUGGAGACGGUUACCACGGCAGCGGUUUGCCUGUUCAGCACGCAGAGCCAGCUGGCUGACCAGGUUCCUCCGCUGGGUCACCUGCCGCGUGUCCUGGCAACACUCAACCACAAGAACAACGCUGUGCCCAAGUGCUCCAUCCGCCUCAUCCACGUGCUCUCAGACAAUGAGCUGUGUGUGCGCUCCAUGGCUUCUCUGGAGACUAUCGGCCCAUUGAUGUCUGGAAUGAAAAUUCGGGCAGACAUGGCCGGGUUGGCGUGUGAAGCUCUGAACCGCAUGUUUCAGAAGGAGCAGACUGAACUCGUGGCCCAGGCUCUGAGAGUGGAGCUGGUUCCGUACCUCCUGAAGCUACUGGAAGGAAUCGGCCUGGAGACGAUAGAAAACCCUUCAGCCACCAAGGCUCAGAUCGUAAAGGCUCUCAAGUCCAUGACUCGCAGUCUGCAGUAUGGAGAACAGGUGAAUGAGAUACUAGCCAAGUCCUCAGUGUGGAGCGCCUUCAAAGACCAGAAACAUGAUCUUUUCAUCUCAGAGUCUCAGACCGCAGGCUACCUGACAGGUCCAGGAGUAGCAGGUUACCUUACAGCAGGAACUGGCACCACGGUAAUGCCCAACGUCCCACCCCCCGUGGACAACGACAUUGGAGACCAAGGCUGACGGACACACCACAACACACCCAGUCACGCUCAGGCACCCCAGACUGCCGAAAACUGCCCUGCCCCGCCCUGCCACCCCCCACAGCCAUGCGGCUUUCUUUCACGGGGUCGAAAGCUCCGAUGGGGACCGCUCGGCUCAGCUCCCCCCGGACGAGGGGGGUUGGAGAGAGAGAGAGAGAGUGAGACAGAGAGAGAGAAGGAUGGGAUGGAGAGCAGAGUGGAGAGUCAUCGUUUACAUCUCUGCGACACCUCCUCCGAUAUCACUCUCCUCUCCUCCCCCUUAAUUCCAAAACGGCACUCAAGUCUUCAUAAACGCUUUCGAAAUUGUUUUAACGGAUGACCACAUUUGUUUUUUUUCUUUUUUUUUUGUUUCUGUGCUACUUUUCUUGUUUCUUCCAAUGACACACAGAAGAGUUUACUUUUUGUAUGAAUAUAUUUUUUACUCUAGUUUUUUUUUUUUUCGUUUCCCAUGAAAAAGACAUUGGAAGACUGAGGAUUAUUAUUAUUAUUAUUAUUAUUAUUAUUAUUAUUAUUAUAGCUAAUUUGUCUCUUGUGUCUUACUCAUAUCCCGAUUGGCUGCACUCACCCCCCGUAAAUCCUAACUGGAGGGUAACAUCUGUGCACAGGACCUACAUCAACAUGUCAUUUACUAGUCUAUUAAAUGGAUUACUGUCUGGAAAAAGGAAAAAAAAGAAAAAGGUAAAAAAAAAAAUAGGAUAUCACAAAAUAGAUGUGUAUGAUUUUUCUGCCCUGAAAAGGUCACAUUAAACCCUCAGACUGAUCCCAGUUCGAUCCACGCUCUUUUAAAGUCGACACAAAUCUGCUUUUCCAAAAAAAACGUCUUCUGAUCUAAAUUCAUUCUUCAUUCUGCUCUCACUUUCUUUGAAGACUUGUCUUUCUGCCUCGAUUGUUUUUUCUUUUUUUGUUUUUGUUGUUUGUUUGUUUUUUUUAAAGUAAUUUUCCUUCCCCCAGAAUGCAAAAAGCACUAGAAAUAUUUAUAAGUGAAUAAAUAACCACAGGAAAUGAGCUUCUGCUAAGACAUGACGAAUGACGUUGACUCUUGAUUAUGAAUCUAUGUGAAAGACUAGUGCAAUUUGUGAAAUGUUCAAUGUAAUAUUGCGUAUAUAAACUUUCUAUAUUGAAUGUACAUUAAAAAAAAUAAAUCAGUCGCACUUGUACAUAAAAUUUUAAGAAUAAAAGGGAACCCACAGUGUU
Molecule: messenger RNA, 7671 nt
Organism: Scomber japonicus (chub mackerel)
Lineage: Eukaryota; Metazoa; Chordata; Actinopteri; Scombriformes; Scombridae
Product: dnaJ homolog subfamily C member 13-like
Exons: 53
Coding region: 119-6457 (2112 amino acids)
Biological process (GO): receptor-mediated endocytosis; regulation of early endosome to late endosome transport; endosome organization
Cellular component (GO): endosome membrane
Source: RefSeq, a predicted model, not a curated record